CCCGACUGAACAGGAAUGCUGGAAAAACAGUAGAAAAACUCGGUAUCCCGAUGGAAUAAUUGGAUAUCAAAGUGAAAUAGAUGACCGGAAAAGAGUAGGAAACUUUGAUAGCCCAACUGAACAAGUUGUAUAUCAAAGUGACUAUCGGAAAAGGAUAGGAAACUUUGAUAGUCCAACUGAACGAGUUGGGUAUCAAGUGAAGAGAUGA
Molecule: messenger RNA, 208 nt
Organism: Scutellospora calospora
Lineage: Eukaryota; Fungi; Glomeromycota; Glomeromycetes; Diversisporales; Gigasporaceae
Source: the annotation of a GenBank genome assembly